Molecule: messenger RNA, 825 nt
Organism: Adineta ricciae
Lineage: Eukaryota; Metazoa; Rotifera; Eurotatoria; Adinetida; Adinetidae
Source: the annotation of a GenBank genome assembly
AUGAUGAAUCGUCUCGCAUUCAAUGCUAUCGUACGAGCUACUCGUAUCAAUCCUACUAUUCGAUCGAUCGCUCCUUAUCGUUGGCAAUCAACACAAGCCAAAGCUAACCAAGCAAGUCAGGGAUCAAACUUGACAGCUGGAAUUGCUGGUGGUCUUACCGUUUUUCUCGGAGGUCUCGCGUGGUAUCAAUUUAGUGGUACACGUCAACUUGUAAAUACUGCACAAGAAGGUGUCAAACAAGCAGAGAAAUUAAAAGAAACUGUCAAAGACAAAACUGGUGACUCGGCUGAGACAUUGAAAUACUUACGAUCUGCAAGUGCUACUUUAAUUCCUGGUUCGGCACCUUUUCUCGGUAGAAUUUUCGACCAAGUCGAAGAAAUAACUAAAGAACAUGGUGAUGAAGUCAAGAAAGUUUUCGAAGAAACAUAUAAUGAUUUCGAAAAACUAUCCAAAGAAGGUGGUUUGGAUCCUAAAACAGCUGGCAAAGCAGUGGACAUCCUUCAAAAACGUGUCAAACAAAUUCAAGACCUUGCUGGUGAUGUCGGCGGUGAUGCAUUCAACAAAUUAGUCUCGGAAAAUGCCGAACUUCGUGAUAAAGUCUCCGAGCAAUACAAGAAUUUGAAAGACGUCGCCGAGAAAGCGAAAGACAAGAAACCCGAAGUGAAGAAACUCAUCAAAGAGACAGGAACUGAAUUGGUCAACAUCUUCAAAGACAACAAUGUCAAUAAACAAACCAUCAAGCAAGCACAAGACUUGUUAAAGAAGAAAGCCGAAGAAGCGAAGAAACUUGUCGAAGAUGUUGCAAAAGAUGCCAAGAAGAAAUGA